Penicillium subrubescens is the source of this 1089-nucleotide messenger RNA. Its product is annotated as ferric reductase family protein. The transcript has a single exon. The record is from RefSeq and is a predicted model, not a curated record. Gene Ontology annotation, cellular component: plasma membrane. The coding region runs from base 1 to 1089 and encodes 362 amino acids. Lineage: Eukaryota; Fungi; Ascomycota; Eurotiomycetes; Eurotiales; Aspergillaceae. Gene Ontology annotation, molecular function: oxidoreductase activity.
AUGCGUAUCCAAGUGGGUUUAAUGGCAUGGCUGUCCUUGGCACUUAUCUUCGUGACAUCGCUCAGCAUUAUGCGACGACAGCAAUUUGAAGUCUUUUACUAUGCGCAUGCUCUGUUCAUUGCGUUCAUUAUCGGAGCUCUGAUUCAUGCAGAUCACGCACCGGAGUUUCUGCUCCCUGGGCUGUGCCUGUGGGCCUUGGACCGUGUGAUUCGAUUUUCACGCAAUUUCCGCCGAAUUCAAAUACUCUCUGUCACUCCAUACGCCACGGACGUCAUGAAGAUCAAGAUCCGUGGGUUCAAAACGUCUUAUCCUGGUCAAAUAGCCUGGAUCCAGAUUUCAGAGGUGUCGUUCCUUAAUUGGCACCCAUUUACAGUUGCCUCUGCUCCUGGCGAUGAUGAGGCAAUGUUUCUCAUUAGGGGGCUUGGAGGCUACACCAGACGGGUCCAGGACCUGGCGAAGAAAAACAAUUUUGAACAGGCUUCAAUUGCUGAGAUUCCCUUUCCAUGGAAGAUCCGUGUUGAUGGCCCUUACGGGGUCUCUCACACGCAGUGGGAAGCCUAUCCUGUCAUAGUUCUCGUGGCUGGUGGAGUUGGCAUCACACCAGGGCUUAGCAUUGCUUCCCAUAUCCUCCGCCACGCGACUGGAACAGGCGAAAACAUUGAAGGGAGGCCGCCCUGGCAUGUGCAUCUUUUGUGGGUCAUCAAAGAUGAACAGCAUGUGAAUUGGUGCCAGGAAGAAUUACAAAAUUUGUUUGCGAUGUCUGCGUCCCCCACUGUUCAAGCCACCUUUGAUUUGACGAUUGCAAUCACUGGAAGCGCAAGGUUGGAAGCACGUGCAGCAAACGACGAUGAAUUUAUUGCUCUUGAGGGUCAAACUAGCCACGAUUACAACGGUCCUGGAGAACUGAUCAGAGGCCGGCCUAAUAUUGUUCAGUGGUUCAGGGCUCUCAGGUCGAAACGAGAUGGGCUUGACGGAGCAGUCAAUGUUUGUGGGCCUAGGUCACUGAUCAGCAUGGUUCGAACAGCAGCUGCAGAUUUAAGUGGACGAGGGGGCAUUUUCCAUUUGGAAGAAGAAGUGUUUGAGCUUUAA